UUUGAAAAUUUAUUUGUCAAAAGUAUAUUUAAAAUUGAAAAACAAAAUUGACAAACGACACUUGGUCUCACGUUGUAUUUUUGAAUUUGUUAAUUUUUGCAAGGAAAUUUUAAUUCUAAUGGACCAUUUAUUGGAUAUAUAUGGUUACCAGAGUGUCGGAUGAUCUCUUGAAUGUUUAAUGGUAUAUGAAGAAGUGGCCGCUUAUAUGGACUGAGGAAUCCUGGUAGGGCUCUGGUGAAGUUGUGAACUUGUACUCAGUCUUGAACUGACUGCCAGGCUGCUGGUUACCUAUAUAGCCAUACCCCGGUCACUGACUGUUAACUUGUGUGUUAUUAUAUCGUUAGUCACAUUUGCAUCUCCUUCGCGGCUAUAUACAAGUCACGUGCGCGUCUCCUAUUUCAUAUUAAUAGUCAGAAAAAUUUUCAAUGAAACUCGUAUCCAAUCAACCCCUAAAUUCAACCCUUAAUAAUUUAUUUACAUUUCUUUUUUUCUCAAUUAACAUGAUUUUUGUAAAUUUUAAUUAAAAAAAAAAAAAAAAAUAUAUAGAGAAUUAUGAGGCGAUGCUACUUGAAACCAAAUUUUAGACUCUAGCUGUUUUUGAAAAAAGUGUUUUUUUUAAAGUGUUUUGUGUUAGUUUUUGUAAACAAUGAUUUUUUAUUUUCUCGGGGGUCUUUUAUUAUUUACAAUCACAGGUAUCUUUGGUAAUUGUCCAAAAGUACAUCCACCAAAAUGGGGCGCAGUUCAGGAAAGAACGUUGGAAAAUGGUUCUUUGCAGACUGUUUAUUCUUGUGAUUCUGGCCGAAAGCUCAAGGGACAUAAAUUAUUAACAUGCACUGAAAGUGGAUGGGAUCAUCCAGUUCCAAAAUGCAUUGCAAUCGGUGGAAAAGCAAGUAAAUUUCGUAACGAUCUUCUGCUUUUAGACGAUCCAACAACGACAGACGCAACGAAGAAACGUUUUCAAUCUGGUAAAAAGAAUGUUGAGCACAAGAAAGUAAAGAAAGGAAAGAGGAAGAAACUGAAUUUAGACAUAACUUUGACGAACAUGAACGAGACUUUAGCUUCGAAGCUCGAUGUAAGCUGCUCUAAAGGAAAAGGUCUCUUUAAUGCUCCUCCUUAUCUGCAAAAUGCUCGCGCACCAAAGAUUGUAAGAAGGAAAAAUGUGGUUUCAUCGAAGAAAAAUUACCUUGUUGCUGUAUACGAAUGUGUGGAAGGAUACAUUUUGAAGGAUCCAAUGGCAGAUCGCAUGUUUUGUAGCAAACGAAAUUGGUUGGGAACGAUGCCAGAGUGUAUUAAAGAAGAAGAAUCGCUUCAAGAAAAUGUUAGACGCUGCGUACCAGACAACGGUGGGUGCGACCAUAUCUGUGAGGACAACCCCUCUGGGAUUCAAUGCUCCUGCUAUGAUGGUUAUCGUGCAAAUGGAACAUCAUGUCUCGAUAUCGAUGAGUGCAACGAAGGGACGUCUGGUUGUUCGCACAUUUGUCACAACGAUCGAGGAUCUUUUCAUUGUAAAUGUCCCAAUGGAUUUUCAUUGGACGCAGAGGAUGCUCAUUCUUGUCUCGACAUAAAUGAAUGUUUGACAAAUAAUGGACGUGGACCAUGUCAAGAUACUUGUACAAAUUUUGAUGGCGGUUAUCAGUGUAGUUGUAUGAAAAUACCGGGAUAUAAAUUGUCAUUGGAUAAUCAUACCUGCGAGGACAUUAACGAGUGUGAAGAAAAUAAUGCAGGAUGUUCACAAAUUUGCAUGAACACACCAGGAAGUGUAUUUUGUUUAUGUAACGAUGGAUUUAUCUUGGAGGAAAAUUCUAAAAUGUGCCAAGAUGUCAAUGAAUGUGAGGGAAUGAGAAAAGUUUGUAAUGAAUCAAAGCAAGAGGAGUGUGAGAAUACUAUAGGAUCUUACAAGUGUGUUGAGAAACUAAACAAGUCGUCGAAAAUCCUUCAGGAUGAGGAUUACGAUGCCGAGGAAAAUGACGAGGAAGAUGACGACGAGGACGAGGAUUACGAGGGAAUCACAGAACUUCCAGGAUUAGUGAAUUGUGAAGAGGGUUUUCGAAGGUCUGAAAAUGGCGAAUGUAUCGAUAUUGAUGAAUGCAUUGAAGGUGACGGUGGAGAACCCCAUGGAUGUGAGGAGAUUUGUAUAAACGAGCAAGGAGGCUACUAUUGUUCCUGUAAUUCAGGUUAUGAUAUUCAAGAAGACGGAAUAUCGUGCAAAGAUAUUAAUGAAUGUUUAAAAGAAAAUAUUUGCUCCCAUUCAUGUGAAAAUACUGAAGGUUCUUUUAUUUGCACAUGUCCGAGUGGAUUUACACUAAGUGAUAAUAAACGUAAUUGUGAGGAAAUUAAUAUCACUAAAAAUUGUUCAAAUUGUUCACAUGAAUGUAAAUAUACAAAAGAGGGUGCACAAUGUCUCUGUCCAUUUGGAUAUGAACUCGAUUUUAAUGGUUUAAUUUGCAUCGAUAUUGAUGAAUGCAAAGAAAAUCGUUGCUCUCAUUCAUGUGUGAAUUUAGAUGGUAGUUUUCAUUGUUCAUGUCCAAAUGGUCUUGAAUUGAAAGACGAUGAGAAAUUUAAUUGCACUGAUAUUGACGAAUGUGGGAAAAAUCAUGAUUGUGAAUAUAAUUGUGAAAAUAUUUAUGGUUCCUAUAAGUGUAGUUGUCCAUUGGGAUUGACAUUGAUUGAUGAAAAAAAUUGUAAGGACAUUGAUGAAUGUUCAAAUCACAAUUGUUCACAUCAAUGUUGGAAUGAAAUAGGAAGCUACAGAUGUCUUUGUCCAUUGGGUUAUGAACUAUCAGAAGAUUCAUUAAACUGUAGAGACAUUGAUGAAUGUCAAUUAAAUCAUGAUUGUUCACAUUUUUGUCAUAAUACACCGGGAAGUUAUAAAUGCACUUGUAAAGAGGGGACAAUAAUUGAGGAUGAAAAAAAUUGUCAAGAUAUUGAUGAGUGUCUUAAUAAUCAUGGAUGCUCUGAUGAUUGUAUUAAUACUUAUGGAAGUUAUUAUUGCUCAUGUCCAUCUGGUAUGAGUCUAGAUGAAACGGGGAGAAAAUGCACCGGAUGUGUAAAUAUAAACUGUUCACAUGAUUGUAUUAAUGAACAAGAUACAUAUAGAUGUACAUGUAGAAGUGGUUUUAUUUUACAAGCUGAUGGUGUGAAUUGUCAAGAUUUGGACGAAUGCCAAGAAGAUGAACAUGAUUGCUCACAUGAUUGUAUUAAUACUUUAGGUAGCUACAAAUGUGGCUGUCCAAAGGAAUUAAAACUACUGAGUGAUGAAUUGACGUGUGGCGAUCCAUUUUGCGCUGAAGGAUUUAGAAAAAAUGGUUCUGGUUGUCAGGACAUUGACGAAUGUUAUGAGGAGGAUCAUGAAUGCUCGCAUAAUUGUAUUAACGUUUAUGGUUCGUACAAGUGUACGUGUCCAAAUGGUUUUCAUUUGAAAGCUGAUCAUGUCACUUGUAUUGCUUCAGAUCAAUGUAAAGAUGAUAUGUGUUUAAAGAAAUGUAUUGUGGAGAAAAAUGGUUGUGAAUGUCCAUGGGGUUAUGAAUUGGAAGACAAUGGUUCAAAUUGCAAAGACAUUGAUGAAUGUGCUUCAAUGAAUAAUAAUAAUUGCAGUCAACAUUGUCAAAAUGAAGAGGGAUCAUAUUCUUGUAUUUGUUCAUUGGGUUAUCGACUUCAAUGGGACAAUCAUACGUGUGAGGAUAUUGAUGAAUGUUUGGAGGGUUUACACGAUUGUAAUAUUUGUCGUAAUCUUCCCGGAGGUUAUAAAUGCGAAUGUCCAUUGGGUGAGAAAUUUGCCGAGGAUUCGAGAAUUUGCAUUUUUGAUGAUAUUUGUCCUAUUGAUCAUGGAUGUUCGCAUACUUGCGAGAGGGAUAGGGAUCAGACUAGAUGUGGUUGUCCUGAAGGUUUUGAACUUGAUGAUGAUGAAAAAACUUGUAAAGACGUUGAUGAAUGUUUAGAGGCGUCUCAUGUUUGCACGCAUAAUUGUAUUAAUAUUGAGGGUUCUUACUAUUGUGAAUGUCCAGUGGGAUUUGAAUUGAUUGACGAUAAAAAAACAUGCGAGGAUGUUAACGAAUGUCUACUUAAAUAUCACACGUGCUCUGAUUUUUGUAUCAACACUAAUGGAAGUUUUAUUUGUGCCUGUCUUGCUGGUUAUGAACUCAAGGAGGAUCAUGUGACUUGUAUAGAUAUUAAUGAAUGUUUCGCUGAUCAUGAAUGCUCUCAUUAUUGUCAGAAUAUUGCUGGUGGUUAUAAGUGCUCUUGUCCUGAUGAUAUGAUGAUCAAUGAUGAUCAAAAGACUUGUAAAGAAUUUGAUAAUUUAACAACGGAUAGAAUUUUGGAAACUACGAUGGAAAAUUUCAAUUUUACAGAAGAAGAUUCCACUAUGGAAACAGGUACAGAUAAGAAUUUGGAUUUUAAUCAAUGUUUGUUGGAAAAUUGUAGUGAUCCUUGUGAAAAUUUUGGUUGUUCUCACGAAUGUAUUCGUAUUAUGACAAAUGAAAGUGUUUUGAAAAUUGAAUGCAGAUGUCCUGAGGGUUAUAAUUUAGUCAAUGAUGACAAGACUUGUAAGGAUAUUAAUGAAUGUUUCACGAGCAAUGAAAUAAAUAGUAUUUGCUCGUAUCGUUGUGUAAAUACUGAAGGAAGCUUUUAUUGUGAAUGUCCCAAAGGAUAUCAAAUUGGUCCAGAUCGAGUGAAUUGUGAAGAUAUAAACGAGUGCAGUGAUAAUAAUGCAGGAUGUUCUCAUUUUUGUAUUAAUAUCGAUGGUGGUGUGGAAUGUGCAUGUCCAAAUAAUUAUAAACUUGAAAAUGAUGAAAGAACUUGUAUUGAAUUUAACGAAUGUUCAGUGAAUAAUGGUGGAUGUUCUCAUUAUUGUAAUAGUCAAGAGGGAAAUAAUUUUUGCUCAUGUCCACAAGGAAUGAUUCUUGCUGAAGGUAAUACAAAUUGUAUUAUAGAAAACAAAUGUCUAAAUAACAAUGGUGGUUGUUCGGAUAUUUGUAAUUUUAUCAAUGGUACCAUUUUAUGUGAUUGUCCUUCAGGAUUUCAAUUAGAGGAUAAUAAUAAAUGUCUUGAUAUCGAUGAAUGUUUAAAUAAUAUUGAUAAUUGUCAACACGAUUGUAACAAUAAUUAUGGAUCUUUUGAAUGUAAAUGUAAAUCUGGUUUUGUUACUAAUGCAGAAGACAAUACAUUGUGUGACGAUAUUAAUGAGUGUUUGACGAACAAUGGAAAUUGUAGUCAAGGUUGUAUUAACACUGUGGGAUCAUUUAAAUGCUCUUGUUUUAUUGGUUAUACUCUAGAAAAUGAUAAUUCCACUUGUAUAUUAUCGGACGCUUGUGGAAUUGAUAAUGGUAAUUGUUCACAUCAUUGUCAUCAAGAAAAUGAAAGGACAAUUUGUUCUUGUCCACCGGGUUAUAGAUUGAAAUCAAAUGGAAAAAAUUGUGAGGAUAUUGAUGAAUGUGAGGAAUUUGAAAAUGAUGUGGAAAAAGGAUGUUCUCACAAAUGUAUUAAUCAUGAUGGUGGAUAUCAUUGUGAAUGUCCUGCGGGUUAUGUUCUAUUUGCCGAGGAUAAAAAAACUUGUAUUGAUUUUGAUGAAUGUUUAUUGUCAAAUCAUAAUUGUUCUCAUAAUUGUUUGAAUCUUUUGGGAAGUUAUCUUUGUACAUGUUUUGAUGGACAUUAUCUUCAUUGGGAUAGAUCAUCUUGUUUUGAUAUUGAUGAAUGUUUAGAGAGAAAUGGUGGAUGUUCUGAUUUUUGUAAUAAUACAAUUGGCGGAUAUUCAUGUAGUUGUCCACAAGGAUAUGAAUUGUCAAUUGAUGAGAAAACUUGCAUUGAUGUUGAUGAAUGCAAUAAUGGAAUGGCAAAUUGCUCCUACGAUUGUUUAAAUAUUUUGGGAUCUUGGAAAUGUGUAUGUCCAGAGGGUCAGGAUUUGGCAAAUGAUACACAAACUUGUAUUGAUAUUGACGAAUGUCAAUUGAACAAUGGUGGAUGUUCUCAUGCGUGUUUUAAUGAUCAUGGAAUUGGAAAAUGUAGCUGUCCAAUUGGAUUACAACUCAUUGAGAAUGAUAAAAAUUGUAUUGAUAUUGAUGAAUGUUUAAUGGAUAAUGGAAAUUGUUCGAAUAUUUGUAUUAAUUUAGAGGGGACAUUUAGAUGUGAUUGUCCCAAUGGAUAUUAUUUGAAAGAUGAUAUGAGAAAUUGUCAUGAUAUUGACGAAUGUAGAGGGGAAAAUGAAUGCUCGGAUAUAUGUUUAAAUACAGAGGGAAGUUAUUUUUGUAAAUGUCAAGAUGGUUUUUAUUUGACAAAAGAUGGAAAAACAUGUGUUGAUAUUAAUGAAUGUGAAAUUAAUAAUGGUGAUUGUCCACAUAUUUGUAUUAAUGAAAUGGGAUCAUUUCAUUGUGAUUGUUUGGCUGAUUAUCGUAAAAUUAAUGACACUUGCCAUGCUCUUAAUCCCUGUAUGGAAAGAAAUGGUGGCUGUGAACAAAAUUGUAAAAAUCAAGAUGGAUUUGCUGUUUGUUCGUGUGUUGAGGGUUUUAAGACGAUGGAAAACGACACAACAAGAUGUAUUGAUAUUGAUGAGUGUUCUGGUCCACAUGGAUGUCAACAUUUUUGUAUCAAUACUUUUGGCUCUUUUCAAUGUGGCUGCAAUAAUGGAUAUGCAGUCAAAAAUUCUUCUUGUAUUGAUAUUGAUGAGUGCCUUGAAAGACCAUGUAACGAUAGUAAAUGCAUCAAUGCCAUUGGGAGUUUUCGAUGCGAGUGCAAUCCGGGUUAUCGAUUCGAGAAUGGUGUUUGCGUAGAUAUUGACGAAUGUGCCAUGGGACAUUGUCGAGGUAGUUGCCUGAAUACACUUGGUUCUUAUAAAUGCACUUGUGAUGUUGGUUUCAAAUUACAUGGAACCGAAUGCUUAGAAAUUAACGAAUGUGAAACAAAUAACGGUGGUUGCGAUCAUGAUUGUUUCAAUACUAUUGGAUCAUUUUUAUGUAGCUGUCGAUUAGGUUACACACAGGAUACUAGGGAUAAGAGUAAAUGCGAAGACAUUGACGAAUGCCAAAAUCGAAAUGGAGGUUGCGAUAGUGUGUGUGUAAAUACAGAGGGAAGUUAUCACUGUGUUUGCAGCAAUGACACAAUUUUAUCUGACAAUGGAAAGACCUGCGUUUCCCGAAUUUCGAAAUGUCGUGCACUAAAAGUCCCACUCUAUGGAGAGAUUCGAUGCCCGGGUCAUUCAUCAGGUGCGACAGAUUAUCCAAUGGGUGCACGUUGCUAUAUUAGAUGCCAUAAUGGAUUCAAGCUUGAGGGUGCUCACGCUCGAGAUUGCGAGGCCGAAGGUCGUUGGAAUGGGAAGGAACCAAGUUGCAUUCGAGAAUACACUCCAUUGGAUCGUCCCUUCUACUCAGACAUGCCGCGACCAUACAUCAGGUGUCCGAGUAGCGUAGACGUGGAACUUUCGUCGAGGCAGAGAACCGUUCGAGUUUCCUUCCCUCAACCCAAGUCCAACGUGGAUUGGUGGAGGUUCGUGGAUGCCUCGCCGGCCUGGGGAAAACAAUUACAAGCGGAUUUACCCGCUGGCAUCACUAUGGUCACUUUCACAGCAUGGUCUCUCACAUCCAAUUAUACCAGUAGCUGCAGGCUCAUGAUUCGUGUUCGAGACAAUGAAAAUCCAAAAGUUCUGACGUGUCCAACAUCGUUUGAAGUUAGAUUAGAACAUGGAGAAGCGGGUCGAAUUGUUUUUUGGCAAGAACCCACUUUUGAGGACAAUGUCGAAAUUGACAGAAUUUACAAAACAAGGGAACCUGGACAGCAGUUGUACCCCGGUAUUCACAACGUGCGCUACAUUGCUUCCGAUGCUGCCGGAAAUCGAGCUGAAUGCCACUUCUCUAUACACGUUCGAGAGGCUGAACGUUAUCAAAAUUCUGAGAACAAAAUUUAUAAGAAGAUGCUAAUAUGUCCUGAUCGUCCGCCUCAAGUAGUGCCUGAAAAUUCAUUUAGAAUUCCUCGCGGGUGUUACACCAGAUAUACUCGUAUAUUUUCUGGAACGUAUGCAGUUCAAAAUUAUCGUACUCACUCACGUCGACAGGAUGAGUAUAGCACUAGAGCUGCUGCCUAUCAUCAAGUGCAUCCAAUUUUGCGAACGCGACAACAGGAUCAAACACGAGUGUAUCCCCUCGUCAACUGUAAGUAUGAACAAUCCAGUCAGAGGGAGUAUCAUUUGCAGCAGUUGCAAAGCCAUCAGUAUCUGCAAAAGCAACAGAUGUUACAAAGGCAGCAGCAAUUGCAAAGACAACAUCAACAUUAUCAGGGAACUGAUCACAAUUCUCGAACAAACGGUUAUAGCAGAGGACGCGUUGAAACCAAAAUACUCUCCCGACGUAAAUGUUGUACGUAGACAAAAUAUUUAUAAUAUGAAAAAAAAAAAAUUCAAGAAUCUCCUUGUAUCGAAAAAUUCACUCAUUUUCAUAAAAAAUAAUAAUUAAUUAUUACAAUUCAUCCAAAAAAAAAUAAAAAAACAUCUUUAAGAAUUAAACAUAAUAUUUAGAAUUAACGAAAAAAAAAUUUUUUUAAUUUUAUAUCCAGAGCAUUGUAAUCAAAUUAUAAUAGAGUAUAUAUAGUUUAUUUUAAAUUUACGCUCAAAAAUAUACCGGUUUGAAUUAUUAUUAUUAUUAAUAAUAUAAAAAAAAUGUAGUUAUACAAUUUUUAAAUGAAAUCUUUUGUUACAAAAAACCUUUAUGAAAAGACUCAUUAAAAAGAAUAAUUUAAAAUCUGAAGGUGCUGAAGACAUCGCCAACUCGGUUUUCUUUUUAACGAAAAAAAACGCCUUUUCUUUUUAUAUAUACCAUUUCUUUAAACAACACGAGUCUUUUGUAAAUAAUCCUUGACUGUUUAUUUUUGAAAGACUGCAAAAAUGUUGAGAUUAAAAAAAAUAUGAAUAAAUAAAGAAAUAUUUAUUAUAAUGAAAAAUGAAACAAUUUUUUAUUUUAUUAAAUAAAAAAAAAGAAGGAAAAGAAAAAAAAUUCAAACAUUUUGUAUAACGAUUAGUUUAUAGUCUAAUUAUUAGGAAAAAUAUGUA
Molecule: messenger RNA, 9031 nt
Organism: Leptopilina boulardi
Lineage: Eukaryota; Metazoa; Arthropoda; Insecta; Hymenoptera; Figitidae
Product: fibrillin-1-like
Exons: 22
Coding region: 647-8350 (2567 amino acids)
Molecular function (GO): calcium ion binding
Source: RefSeq, a predicted model, not a curated record